AUGCAGCAGUUGCGCCGGCGGCCACCGCCCUUCGCUCGGCAAGAGCCAAGAGGAGUACUACUAGUAGAUCGAACCCGCCCCCUUGCUCGCUCUGCAGACACCAAGAUCGCCCUCAUGUCCGGAAAUCGUCAGCGGCAAUGCCUGCGAGGCGUCGCGGGCGGCGACGACGACGUGGAGCUCGGCGCCGCCAUGGCUCUGGCCGACAUGGCCGGCGCCGUUGCAGCAGCGCCGCCGCCGCCUCAAGCUGAGAGAUCCUCAGGCGCCCAUGGGGACGGUGACUAUGGGGAAGAGGAAGAGGCGAGCACGAGGCUGAGCCUGGAGCUGGGCAAGGUCGGCGUCCAGGGCGCCGCCGCCGCCUCGUCCGCCUGCUCCAGCGCCGGGCAGCAGCAUAAGCAAGUACUCCCGGCGGUGGCCGCGCCGGGUGCCGGAUACGGCGCGAGGCCUCGGAAUAGCGCGCUGACGGAGGCGGAGAAGGAGGCGAAGCGGCUGCGGCGGGUGCUCGCCAACCGGGAGUCCGCCCGCCAGACCAUCCUUCGCCGCCAGGCGAUCCGAGACGAGCUGGCGAGGAAAGUCGCGGACUUGGCGUCGCAGAACGAGAGCAUGAAGAAGGAGAAGGAGGCGGUGAUGCAAGAGUACCUGGCGCUGCAGGAGACAAACAAGCAGCUCAGAGAACAGGCACGGUCCUUUUCGUUAUUCUAA
This is a messenger RNA of Brachypodium distachyon (stiff brome), 699 nucleotides long. Its product is annotated as bZIP transcription factor 68-like. Gene Ontology annotation, biological process: regulation of DNA-templated transcription. Gene Ontology annotation, molecular function: DNA-binding transcription factor activity; sequence-specific DNA binding. Lineage: Eukaryota; Viridiplantae; Streptophyta; Magnoliopsida; Poales; Poaceae. Gene Ontology annotation, cellular component: nucleus. The record is from RefSeq and is a predicted model, not a curated record. Bases 1 to 699 code for a protein of 232 amino acids. The transcript is spliced from 3 exons.